This is a messenger RNA of Molossus molossus (Pallas's mastiff bat), 3864 nucleotides long. RefSeq names its product spermatogenesis-associated protein 31E1-like. Bases 1 to 3864 code for a protein of 1287 amino acids. Lineage: Eukaryota; Metazoa; Chordata; Mammalia; Chiroptera; Molossidae. The record is from RefSeq and is a predicted model, not a curated record. The transcript has a single exon.
AUGGAGGACCUGGGCCCAGGUGCCCACCCCUGGCCUGCCUCCUGCUCCUGGCUGCAGCCUGUGUUCCAUCCCUGCAGCCACCUGGGGAGGCCCCCUGACCAGCACGGCUUUCGUCAGCUCUCCUGUCGAGACCCCCCCGGUGAGGUGUGCAGAGCAGCACCCGAGGGAGCCGCCCUGCCCUGCGGGGAGCCUGUGGGAGAUGCUGCUCCUGCCACGUCCCCGUCGGCUUCCCCAGCUCCUCCGACACAGUGUCUUCUACCUCUGGCCUCCGCCCCGUCAGCAGAACACCAAGACCAAGGUGACUUGAAGGGAGUUCCAGUAGAUACCGUUCUAAAAAGCUCACCUCCAGGUAACCCCUUUUUGGCAUCUCCCAACCCAGCCAUCUCAGACCUUGGCCACUCAAGCUAUUCAAUUUCAGCCCUCUCUUCAUGGCAGGUGACUGCCAGAGCCCUGUGCCUCUCAGCCUCACCACAGUGCGAGUCCCAGCAAGAGCCCGUGGGCCACCUCCCACCUGAGGCCUCAUUCCAGGGAGCCCCCCCAGACAGGCAGGUAGAGACUGGUAGCCUCUCGUGUGUCAAUCCUGGGGACAAGAAGCUGCCGGAGAUACUGCUCACCAGGAGAGCAGAACUAAAGAUGUGGAAGGAGAAGGAAGAAGAGGUGUCAUCGUCAAAACCAACGAACCCAGAAUCUCACCUGGACGCAUUGUGGAAAUCACUGGGCGCUGAGCAGGACACAAGCCCACAGCCAUUCUGGAGCUUCGAGGACAAAGAGCAGGUGCCUGGUCCUCAGCAGUUCUCCUGCCUCCAGUUCCUGGGGGACCAGCUACAGCAGAAAUGCAGCCAGCUCUUCUGGGGUCUCCCCUCUCUGCACAGCGAGUCCCUCGUGGCUACUGCCUGGGUUGCUAGGAACUCCUCUUACCUACAACCUCUUCCAGUUUUAUUCAAUGGACUCUCCAACGACUUUGCAGCUCCCAUUCAGCCUAGCACACCUUCAGGACUUUCCCAGGCCCCGCCGGUGCCCCUCGCUGGGGCUCAACCCCAACCUUGGACUGAAAACUUGCCCCAGUCCCAGCCCCCACCUCUGGCUGGGAUCCAGACCCAGACCCAUGUCAUAACCUCCCUCCCAGUCCAACUACCUUCUUCUCUGCACCAGACGAGGACCUCUGGAGGACCCUGCCCUGCAUCCCAGAAUAAGGGAACAUCUUUCAUCCCCACCGAAGUUCAGCAUUGGGAAUGGCCCUUGUUGCAGAAGCAACGGAAAAGGGAGAAGACUUUCCCCUCUGUGACCCAAAGGUCCCAGGGCCUCUUUAGCCAGCCCUCUCCCAACCAUCCCCAGGAGAGCGGCGCCCCCCAGGGCCCAGUUUCUUUUUUCCAGAGGGACUUUAUCAGCCCUGAUCUCCAGAAGCGACAUCUUCCCGAGAGGCUCGUCAAAGGUGCACAGCCAGGUGGCCUGCACUUCAAGGUCCAGGUGUCCCUGGAGCUGAUGCCGGGGCAGGGCCAACCCCCAGGGCUGCGCCAGGCCCCAGACGAGCAGGGGCGCGGGCAUCUCUCCGCGUCUGCGAGGAAGAGCAGCCAGGACUCACGGAGGACGGCGUCCAGGCACCGCAGACAGUCCCACAGGAAGGGCCGGGCAGGGAAAUUCUCCUGCAGGAGUUCGCAGCGAUGUCUCAGGAGGACCCCAGAAGGUCUCUGCAGAGGCUCCUCCACCUCUGCACUGAAAGUUCUGGGAAUUAACUCCAAAAAUAAGUCAGAAAGAUACUGGAAGCCCUCCAAGAGUGGCUCGGAAACGGGCUUACUUAGCCCCCCUGAGAGCCACCCGGAGAAACCCCUACAAGCGCGUGUGGGCAGGAAGUUAGGCCAGAUCGACCAGGGCUCGGUCCCGGUGAGCGGGGGGCGGUCCCGGCCUGCUCACAGCCAUGCUUUUCCCGGGUGCCGCACGGACACGGAGCCCGGGGCCCCAGCAUCCUGGAAGGGCUGGAGACGCUGCGUGAACACCGCCUGUGCCCUCCCCUUCCUCAGCCCGCACACCCGACGGCUGCUGGAAGGACAUCUCAGCAAGUUGCAGGCGAGGCAGAGAUGGGGCCCCCCCGUCCAGGCCCGUGAGCCCACACCUCUCAAGCCACACGAGGUUCAACGUUCACACCUCGCGCAGCCCCCCUCGCCUCCCUCAGCUGUCUGUGCAUCUGAGGUCCGCUCAGAAGCCGGGUGCCCCAAGGGAUUGGGAAAACCUCCUCAGGUCCUUUCGGAAGAGACUGUGAUCACAAGAGAGUCACUGGGCACUCCAGCAGCUGGUGUCCCCACGCCCUCCCCGGACUUAGAGGGCAUCCAGGAGGACAGCGGAGAGACACCUCCUGCUCCUGGCCAUGGGCUCUCCGGGGCCCCUCUGAGUUGGGAGGAGAGCAGGCAGCCUCCCCAGCCCCCCACACUCAGCCCCGUGGGAAAGCCCCCACAGGCUGGGACUGUCACGGGGGUCGAGAAGAUGAGCCUGGAGCCGACCCCCAGGUCAGCAGGAGCCGGGAAUGAGCCGAGGCAGGAGAGAGGGGUUCAGACCUCAGAAGAGCCCUGCCACGGGGCAGCCGCGCUGGAGACACGCGGGGGGCCCCGCUCUCCCAGGGCUCAGGAGACCAGGGCGGCGGCGGGGGCCGAGGACCCUUGGGAAGUCAUUGUGGGACCCCGCGUGCUGGCCAGUCCCCAGCCCUCGAGGGCGUCGGGGUGGCCAGGGCCCAGCCAGAGCCCCCCGCCACCUGCACAGUGGGUGGCCCGAGAGCCAGGAGCUCCAAGCCUCACAGCUCAGGAGGCUGGGGAGCGGGGGCUCCAGGGGGAGGUGGGGCCGGAGAACCAGCCUCAAGGCCAUGCCACUGGUUUGCUUCUCCGAGACCCCCACACCGACAUCCUCCUCCGAGAUUAUGCCACUGGCAUGUUCCUGCAAGACUGUGCCUCCAGCGUGUUCCUCCGGGACCCUCACACUGACGUGCCCCUUGCUGCAGACAUCCUGGCUGCUCACGGGGCUCUGUGCAGGUCCCAGAGGGAGCCUCUCAGGAGGGACCUGCCAGCUGCCCAGGUGCCUGCCGACCCCGCAGUGAGUGCACAAAGCAGGCAGGGGCCACAGGAGCUCAGGCUAUCAACAGCUAAGGACCCAUGGAAGAACCAAAACAAGAUGUGUGUCCCUCCUGACAGGAGGAAGGACAACAGGAGGCCGGGAAACCGCAAGGAAGGGUUGGCAGGACUGAGGACCUCAGCAGCCGGUGGGCUGGGCCACCCUCCCCAGCUCAGGGGACUAGGAGACACCCUCGGGAGGAAAUGCCUCCAACCCCUGCCCGAGAAAGGACAGGUGUUUUCGGAAAGCGGCUCUGAAAGGAUGAGGCGCCCUGCGCAAGGCGGAGGACCAGAAGACCCCCUUCCCAGAGGCCAGCCCGCCUGGGCCGCGGCCUGCAGCCAGGAGCCGGUGCGGAGCCGGGGGGCGCAGGGCCAGGGGCCCGUGGCAGUGCGGGCCAUCGUGACAGCCGUGGAGCAGGUCCUGGCGCAGAGACUAGCGCUUCGCCACGGGCUUCACGCCGAGGACGUCAUUCAGCACAUCGAACAGUCCCCGGCCCCUGAAGGCUGGCGUUCCCGUCACCACGAGGCUCCCUCCGGGCCAGAGCAGAGAGCGGUGAUGAAAGACCUGUCCUACAGUCACCAAGCCACCCCCAGGGGCCACACGUUUUCUGACAAGAGCGGGUGCCCCAGAGACAGGCACAGCAGGUGGGCCUUCCCACCCCGGGAGCCAGGGGCCCGCGGCCGACCCUGCCAGCAGGGACAGCAGGGUGGCGACAGCCUGGCAGAGGGGUGCAGCGGGGGAAGGUGGAAGGGGACAUAUCGGGGAUAG